AUGACUUAUACACGUCAUAGGGAGACGCAAGACACCCUCCAAACGCUGGAACGCUUAGACAUAGACACUGACAAGAAGACAGAAGAAGAGCUGUACGAGCACUUCCACCUUGAGGACGCUUAUCGCAGCGGAACCUUGACAAAGUGGCAGAAGUGGAAACCAAAGUUAUGGGCUCUGAUUAAUGAACCCUAUUCUUCGUUUUGGGCUAAGGCAAGUUAUGGCAACAUGGUGGUUAUGCUAGUUGCCUUUAGCAACCUGGUGGCCUUUGUUUCUGUAUUCUUCAUUAUUCUCUCAAUCGUCUCUUUUUGCCUCAAGACUGCACCGGCUAUGCGCAUUCCCGAGAUAAUUAAUACGACCAUCCAGAUUAAUUCAGACAGACACCAACUGCCAUACUACUGUCAAUCACAUAAUGGGAACAUGCAAGAUAGUCAGAAGGUCUCCAAAUCUGAUGAAGCUUUAACUUCACCGCGCGUGGUACGGUCCAGUGAAUUGCGAUCCAUCCCACCAGGCCGUCUCGUACGUGCAAGUUACCGAAAUAAAUCACAGCAGACCUCUUGGACUCUCGAACGUACCGUCGUGAAAGCACAUUAUAUGUUUGACUACAUUGAGAUUAUCUGUAAUAUCUGGUUUACAUUUGAGAUCAGCCUCCGCUUCCUGGUCGCUCAUUCGAAAAUUGAUUUCUUUCGAUCUCCGGUGAACGUAAUUGAUCUUUUAGCCCUACUCUCAUUCUAUCUCGACCAACUUCUGGCCAAAGCCCUAUUGGUUAGUGCGGACUAUGAAGUCCUAGAAUUCUUCUCCAUUAUCCGGAUCAUGCGAUUGUUUAAACUGACCCGGCACUAUUCGGGUCUCAAGAUCCUUAUUCACACAUUUCGUGCAAGUUUGAAGGAAUUGCUUCUGCUGGUGUUUUUCCUUGGAGUAUUCAUCAUCAUCUUUGCAGCUCUAAUGUACUACGCUGAACGCUUUCAAAAUAACCCUCGAAACGAUUUCCACUCAAUACCAGUUGGACUGUGGUGGGCUAUCGUAACUAUGACAACCGUCGGCUAUGGUGACAUGGUACCAAAAACAUACCUAGGUAAGUUCACCUUUCAUUUCAAUUUGAUUUAUUUUUCGAAUAAUGUGGAAAGUAUUAAAAAUUCAUCAAAGCAAUUAGUUGCUGCGACUAAAUUAUAA
Dibothriocephalus latus is the source of this 1170-nucleotide messenger RNA. Lineage: Eukaryota; Metazoa; Platyhelminthes; Cestoda; Diphyllobothriidea; Diphyllobothriidae. The record is from the annotation of a GenBank genome assembly.